AUGCCAAAAGCACGAGACCAAAGAGAUUAUUGUAUCGAAUGUGAAGAAACGAUUUGGAAUCAGCAGAAACAAGCACAUGAUCAAACAAAACAGGCAGUACAAUUGACAGACAAAAUUACGGAAAUUCGAUAUAUUAUGAGAUUGAAAGGGACCAAAAAGAAUUUUAUUUUACGAAAAAUCAGACGAAUUUUAAUGGCAAAUGUGAAACUUGUAAAAGAAACGAUAGCAAAAUACUUUACAAGUCAAGAGAUAAAAGUUGUUACAUUAAUCAGGCAAACAAGAAAAUUAGACUGUCUAAAAGAACAAGAAAAUUUAAUCCGUCUAAAAGUUCAAAAAAAUGGUCUUUCUAAAAGUACAAUAGAUUAUCUAAAAGAACAAGAAAAUUUAGUUCUAUCUAAAGAACAAGAAAAUUGUUCUGUCCAAAAGAACAAGAAAAUUAGAUUUUUUUGGUCAUUCGCUUGGGAAGAGGCAACCUUUACAGUCUCAAGCUUUUUGGAAAGCAGUCGGUUGAGUUGCCUUAUUUUAUGGUUCUUUUAUAGAUUUUGGGAAAAAGGAAGGAAAAACAUCAAAUCAGAUAUUAAGAUUUCGAAUGCGAUUUUACGGGACAAAGUUGGGACAUUUGGACAUAUUAGGAAACAUAAUAGGAAUGAGCUUAGAAAACUUGAUUCAUUUAGGAAGGAAAUACAUUUAUACGAUUAUAAGGUAGUUCCUUAA
This is a messenger RNA of Funneliformis mosseae, 714 nucleotides long. NCBI's taxonomy places the organism in Eukaryota, Fungi, Glomeromycota, Glomeromycetes, Glomerales, Glomeraceae. The record is from the annotation of a GenBank genome assembly.